Messenger RNA from Pipra filicauda (Wire-tailed manakin), 370 nucleotides. RefSeq names its product ankyrin repeat domain-containing protein 7-like. Lineage: Eukaryota; Metazoa; Chordata; Aves; Passeriformes; Pipridae. The coding region runs from base 65 to 334 and encodes 89 amino acids. Gene Ontology annotation, molecular function: protein binding. The record is from RefSeq and is a predicted model, not a curated record. The transcript is spliced from 2 exons.
GCAGAGUCUGCCGGGCAUCUCCUGUGUCUGUUGAACCCAGGCCGAGGCCGCCGAACGCCGAGAGAUGGCCUGGGUCGACCUGCACAGCGCGGCCGCCCGCGGCGACCUGGACCAGCUGCGGCGGCACUGGUGGCUGAAGAAAUUCUUCAUCAACAGGCGCAACGCUGACAAGCUGACACCUCUGCAUCUUGCUUGCAUAAAUGGCCAUGCAGAUAUUGUUCGGUUUCUAGUAGGCAAGAAUUGCAAGCUAAAUCCUGGUGACAAAUAUAAGAGAUCACCACUGAUGCUGGUAUGUGAAAGGGGCAUAUGUUGUCUUAUGAUUGAAGAUGCUUGAACUUUCCAGUGUUGGGAAGACGCAGGAGUUCUGACA